GGCUGCCGCCCCGCCGCCACGGGGAGGGGCCGGGACCUCGCCCAGCGCCGCCGCCGGGGCGUGGCAGGCUGGUCCCCUCGCAGCACGCACCAUGCCCGCCGUCGACAAACUGCUCCUGGAGGAGGCUUUGCAGGACAGCCCGCAGACUCGGUCUUUGCUUAGUGUAUUUGAAGAAGAUGCAGGAACGCUUACUGAAUAUACAAACCAGUUGCUUCAGGCAAUGCAACGAGUUUAUGGCGCUCAGAAUGAAAUGUGCCUUGCCACACAGCAGCUUUCAAAGCAGCUCCUUGCCUAUGAAAAGCAGCAUUUUGCCUUAGGUAAAGGAGAUGAAGAAGUGAUAUCCACCCUUCACUACUUUUCAAAAGUUGUGGAUGAGCUCAAUAUCCUUCAUUCCGAACUAGCAAAACAGCUUGCAGAUACAAUGAUUCUACCAAUAAUACAAUUUCGGGAAAAAGAUCUCACAGAAGUAAGCACGUUGAAGGAUCUUUUUGGCCUUGCUAGCAAUGAACAUGACGUGUCCAUGGCAAAGUAUAGCAGGUUACCGAAAAGGAAAGAAAAUGAAAAGCUUAAGGCAGAAGUGGCAAAAGAAGUGGCAAAUGCAAGAAGAAAGCAGCACCUUUCGUCUUUGCAAUAUUACUGUGCCCUGAAUGCUCUGCAGUACAGGAAGAGAGUGGCAAUGGUGGAACCUAUGCUAGGAUAUACACGAGGACAGAUCAACUUUUUUAAGAAAGGAGCAGAGAUGUUUUCCAAAAGAAUGGACAGCUUUUUGUCAUCUGUUUCAGACAUGGUUCAAAGUAUCCAAGGAGAGCUGGAUGCUGAAGCUGAAAAAAUGAGGAUAUCCCAGCAGGAUUUAAUUGCAGUUAAUGAAUCUGUUUACACCCCAGAUUCUGAUGUAACUUCACCUGUUAUCAAUAGAAAUCUCAUCCAGAAGGCUGGCUACCUUAAUCUUAGAAAUAAAACAGGUCUGGUGACUACAACUUGGGAAAGACUGUAUUUCUUCACUCAAGGUGGCAACUUGAUGUGUCAGCCAAGAGGAGCAGUAGCUGGAGGAUUGAUCCAGGACCUGGACAACUGUUCUGUUAUGGCUGUAGACUGUGAAGACAGAAGAUACUGCUUUCAGAUCACUACUCCUACAGGCAAAACGGGUAUAACCCUUCAAGCAGAAAGCAAGAAAGAAUAUGAAGAGUGGAUAUGUGCCAUCAACAACAUCUCCAGACAGAUAUAUCUCACUGACAAUCCAGAGGCAGCUGCAAUCAAGUUAAAUCAGACAGCCCUACAAGCAGUGACUCCCAUUACCAGCUUUGGAAAAAAACAUGAAGUUCGCCACCCAAGCCAGAAUGUAAAGAAUACAGAAAAUGAUAAAAUAAUUCCCAGCGAAUCAGCUGGCAUUCAAGACUCCACGCAACUCAUUGCUCCUGGAACACCAAUUCAAUUUGAUAUCGUACUGCCUGCCACAGAAUUCCUGGACCAGAACAGAGGUGGCAGGCGUGCAAAUCCAUUUGGGGAAUCUGAAGACAGCAGCAAAGAUGAGGAGCAAGAUUCACUCUUGCAGCAGAUGUUUGUAGUUCGGUUUUUAGGAUCUAUGGCUGUUCAGUCAGAUGAAACAAGUGAGGUCAUUUAUGAAGCUAUGAGACAAGUGUUAGCUGCUCGUGCCAUUCACAACAUAUUCCGUAUGACUGAAUCCCAUCUCAUGGUCACCAGCAAGAACUUGAGGUUAAUAGAUCCUCAAACCCAGGUUACACGAACAAGUUUUGAACUCGCCACCGUGACACAGUUUGCUGCUCAUCAGGAUAACAGACGACUGAUUGGCUUUGUGGUCCAUCUCAGUGAGACUCUGGGAGAAGAAUCCAUGAGCGCCUAUGUUUUUGAGAGCAACACAGAAGGGGAAAAGAUUUGCUAUGCCAUUAGCUUGGGAAAAGAAAUCAUUGAGGCACAGAAGGACCCAGAAGCAUUAGCUCAGCUGAUGAAGUCUGUGCCAUUAACGAAUGAUGGAAAGUUCAUGCUUCUGAAUGAUCAGUCAGAAGAGGAUGGAACCAUGCAUGAAGAAGGAGAGGAAUCGGAAGCAUAAAAACACUCAUCGUUUCCUGCAGCCUGUGUUGGAGCAGGAAAAGCAGGGAAUCAUUUUGCAAUAAUCUCUGGUUUUCAGCCUUCUGCGCACAGCCAAGGGCCAGCUGCCACCUUCCUGCUAGGAAGUGCGCGGUGUCUUUGGAGUUUUCUCUGGAUUUACAAUGAAAACAGCAGCUGCACUUGACCUUUGGGGCUUUUUUUGCAUUUGUGACUGUGUAGCGUAGAGGUGGGAAGUUGACAAUCUUGGGGAAUGUUUUGGGAUUAGCCCCUUCCCGCUGGUAGUGAGGAGAGCACAGUUGAUAGCCACAAAGGGUUAAUGUCGUUCUUUGUAUUUACAUGGUGAGUAGCUGAGGACAGCUCCACUGUAGUUGGUGCAAGCUGUAAGCCGUAGACUCCCUUAAACAAAUAUUAGGCCUCAAACUUCCUACCCUAGUCAGUUUUCAUAGCUUGCAUGAUUAUGUGCAUCUAAAUGAAGGUUAAAAAUGCACUAUUAUUUACUGUAUUUUCAGAUGAAGUUAUUUUUAGUCUAGUCUAAGUGUAAUAAGAUUUAUCUUUUGUGCUAGCCUAUUCACAAAACAAUUUGUUAAACACUAAAUUUUUCCUAUUAAUAUAAUCUAUUUUUAUAUUGCAUCUAGAAUAAGCUUACGAAAGAAAUCUAAGUGCCUAUUCUUACCUUCUUGGGACCACACUCCCACAGUCUGUAAUUAAAUAUGGACUUAAUGUACCUCCUUGAUUUAUUAUCCUAAACACUGCUGACAUGCAAACAUCAAAACUAGUCAACAAAUGGCGUGUGUGAGUUGUGUGCAGUUUUUCUGUGGUUAGGUUUCUUAAAAGUUAAGUUGCCAGAGGUGAUAACUAGGUCAGACAGGUACUUUUAUAAUAAGAAUUCUUUGUAUUUUUAACAUUAUGGUUACCUGAGUCUACCAGCAACCUGUGGUUU
Cuculus canorus (common cuckoo) is the source of this 3007-nucleotide messenger RNA. It is a transcript of the gene APPL2, whose product is annotated as adaptor protein, phosphotyrosine interacting with PH domain and leucine zipper 2. The record is from RefSeq and is a predicted model, not a curated record. The coding region runs from base 92 to 2068 and encodes 658 amino acids. Gene Ontology annotation, molecular function: protein binding. Gene Ontology annotation, biological process: signaling. Gene Ontology annotation, cellular component: cytoplasm; endosome membrane. NCBI's taxonomy places the organism in Eukaryota, Metazoa, Chordata, Aves, Cuculiformes, Cuculidae. The transcript is spliced from 21 exons.